Messenger RNA from Diversispora eburnea, 312 nucleotides. The record is from the annotation of a GenBank genome assembly. NCBI's taxonomy places the organism in Eukaryota, Fungi, Glomeromycota, Glomeromycetes, Diversisporales, Diversisporaceae.
AUGGGAUUCGAACAGUUUAUGAAACCUAAGAAGGGCAGAUGGACACCAGAAGAGACAGAUUUGUUACAACAAUGCGUUGAUGAAGAACCAAAUCCCGAAAAUCCUAAUUGGGCCGCGAUAGAAGAAAGAUUUAGUGGAAAACGAACAGCCAAACAAAUAAGGGAACGUUGGUCUAAUCAUAUAAAUCCAAUUAUCGUAAAAAGAACAUUUACCAAAGAUGAAAUUCAUAUAAUUGAAACCGAAUUUGCCAAACAUAAAUUCAAAUGGGCAAGAAUCGCUUCAAAAUUGGAGAAUGCUACGCCAUUAAUGUAG